AUGGCUCCUUUCAGGGUUUUCGAGGGCAAGCUUGCCAUCAUCACUGGUGCUUCGCGAAGCUUCGGUGCCGUUGUCGCUGAGCAUUUUGCCAGCAGAGGCGCCAACGUCGUCAUCAACUACGCCACCGACGGGUCAACGGAGAGGGCUCAAGCGCUGGCUAAGGACUUCGAGACCAAGUACAACGUGAAGGCUCUUCCCGUCAAGGCCGACCUGAGCAAGCCUGAAGCUCCUCAACAGCUCGUUGACGCCGCGAAGGCUCACUUCACCGACGCCAACGGACGCUUCCAGAUCGACAUCAUCAUCAACAACGCCGCUACUGUGAACGCUCAGGGAAUUGAUCAGUUAGAUCUCGACCUCUUCGAUGCCACCUUCAACCUGAACUGCAAGGCACCCGCCUUGCUCGUGAAGGCUUCUUUCCCCUACCUGCCUACUGAUCGUUCUGGCCGGAUCGUCAACAUUUCUAGCGCCACCACCACCUGGGGUGUCUGGUGGCAGACGUCUUAUGCAGGUACCAAGGGUGCUAUUGAGGCCAUGACCCGUGUCUGGGCCCGUGAGCUUGCUGAGAGGGCGACGGUCAACGCCGUUGCCCCUGGUCCCAUGGAUACCGGACUUUACUCUGGUCUGCCCGACGAGCCCCGUGAGGCUCUCCGGCCGUUGAACAUCCUUACUCCCCUGGCUAAGGCCAGACCCGGCAUUGACAGCCAGGAGGUUCUCGACUUGGCACAAAGCAUUGGCGGCCGCCCUGGCUACCUGGAGGAGGUUGCAGGUGUUGUUGGAGUCUGCUGCUUGCCGGAGAGUGGAUGGAUGACAGGUAACCUUGUUGGUGCUAGUGGUGGUGGUGCUUUUGUCCGUUAA
Molecule: messenger RNA, 855 nt
Organism: Colletotrichum spaethianum
Lineage: Eukaryota; Fungi; Ascomycota; Sordariomycetes; Glomerellales; Glomerellaceae
Product: L-xylo-3-hexulose reductase
Exons: 2
Coding region: 1-855 (284 amino acids)
Molecular function (GO): oxidoreductase activity, acting on the CH-OH group of donors, NAD or NADP as acceptor
Source: RefSeq, a predicted model, not a curated record